This is a messenger RNA of Camelina sativa (false flax), 1555 nucleotides long. RefSeq names its product F-box family protein (gene FBS4). The record is from RefSeq and is a predicted model, not a curated record. NCBI's taxonomy places the organism in Eukaryota, Viridiplantae, Streptophyta, Magnoliopsida, Brassicales, Brassicaceae.
AAAAUCAAAACCCUAGCGCCUCUCUCUCUCUCUCUCUCUCUCUCUCUCUCUCUCAUUCUCAAAUCGCUUCCCUCGCUUAUCGCCAUUUUCUCCCUCCAUUUUCGCUGUCUCGAUUUCGAGCUUCCUCUCUCCCCUCCUCAAAUUCGUGUUCCGUUUCGAUUUCUCAUAUACCCGAAGCUGAAUGCUUUAUUCCAAGAAGAAUGAGAGGUCUCUGUUAAUUUAGUUGUUGUGUAGGUAACUUAAUCUUGUUGUAGCUGUAACUGUUGUUAUAUAUGGGGAAGGUAUCUCCAAAGGACUUGGAUUCUAAAACCUCAGUGAGGAAAAAGAAGUUGAAAGGUUCAACUAACAAAUAUUUAAAGCCAGGGGCUUUAGUUCACCUUUGUUACAGUAAAGCCUCUGCUGUUAAGUCUUGUCACGAUUUGGGCAAGAAACGUGUUCCUGUUUUUGAUACAACUACUAAGCAUGCAAGGACCAACAACAACAACAAAUUGGCUGUUGAACAUUUGGGUUCUCCCAAAAGCCCUCUCAUUUCGUCACCUGUCAAUGUUGUUAAGCGGAGUGCUGUGGUUAGGCCAAUGAAGUUUGAUGAUAUACAGGUGGAGAGUAAGAAGAGCCCUCUAAUGUUAUCAUCUCCUAUGGGUAUUGUUAUGCAAAACACUUUGUUGAGGACACCUAAAACUCCUCAAGCUGAUCCUUGCAACUCAGAUUCUCUUCUUGAAUCUCUCCCCAUGGAUUUACUGGUUAAGAUAGUUUGCCAUCUGCACCAUGACCAGCUGAAGGCAGUUUUCCAUGUUUCUCAGAGAAUAAGAAAGGCUACCAUGCUUGCAAGGCAAUACCAUUUCAAUUAUACAACACCAGACCGCUCAAGACAGGAGAUGUUGAGUGUCAUGACCCCUAUGCCAAUAAAUCGUUGGCCAUUUCGUAGCAUUGGAGAUGUGAACCCGAGAAUGGUGUCAAGCCCACAUACCCCAAAAGCACCAAAACAUGCUCCUCGACCACCUCUUCGAACCAAACUCUCAGAGAUGAAGCAAAUCACUGCUGUUCUUUUCCAAGACCAAGCAACAUUUCCUUCAAGAUGCAUAGUUCCUUCUGUUCUCCAAAGGCCGAGUUUGUUCAAACCAAUGGCUCCAAAGCACCCUCGAGUGCUCUUCUAUGAGGAUGAAUUAUGUCAAGCUGUUGCUCAAAACAACCUUACCUGAUUACACUUGCUUGCUGCAAUAAUCAGACCCUUCACAUGGCUUUCCCCUCUCUGUUCAUAUUAUUAGGGUUGUCUUCAUUGCAUUAUUGAUCAUUGCUCUUGAUGAUCAUUCUUCACCUAUAUAGUAGUAAGAAGCAUGCAAGUUUUGUAGCAGUGCUAGUUCUGGGUUAUAUUAGGCUUACAUGGCAAUCUCGUAGUAUCUAUCUAUCAUUUAAGGUUUUAAAGUUUCUAGUCUUUUGAGUUUGUCAUCAUAAUCAGCUUGUGUCUUUUGGUUUGGUCAGUUGAGUCAUGUGUAUAUAUUUUCUGCAUCUAUCUGGACCAGUGGCUUUUUUUUAUAUAUUAUAAAAUUUAUUGCUU